Messenger RNA from Pecten maximus, 882 nucleotides. RefSeq names its product E3 ubiquitin-protein ligase HUWE1-like. The coding region runs from base 190 to 882 and encodes 230 amino acids. NCBI's taxonomy places the organism in Eukaryota, Metazoa, Mollusca, Bivalvia, Pectinida, Pectinidae. The record is from RefSeq and is a predicted model, not a curated record. The transcript is spliced from 9 exons.
UCAUCCGGGCAUGCGAGCAUCUUCAACAUGGCAGCCGUCUGCAGGUUAAAGAAUGAUUUGCAAAUAUGAAAAAAAUGUUUGCAAGAACUUGUUAGAAUAAAAUGUAUCGCUAGAAAUGGAGUUGGAGAAGACGGCAAGUUUAAAUAUUUUCAGCUGAUACAGUGUAAAAUUUCAACUUGAAACACAAAAAUGAAGAUCGACAGAAAUAAAUUGAAAAAGUCUACUACAGAGGUGCCUGCAGAUUGUCGGGCCCUCAUUGAAAAGCUAAAGAUCGCUACAGAGGAGACUCUUCUGGAGGAACUGAGAGCAGUAAAGGCCUGGUCUUAUGGAAAGUGCGAGUUAUACCACUGGUCAGAUGUUUUGGAUAAGUUUGACGAGGUCCUGGAAAGGGCAUGCAAAAAAGAAGGCGAGAAAAAAUGGAUGUUGUCCUGUGACAGAUCCGGCGAGGAACAGUUGAAGGACCUAUUAUUGGUGAUUCUACACUUCACAUCAUUGCUGAUCGAGCACAGUUUCUCUCGCCAUCUUUACAACUCCAUGGAACAUCUGACAUGUCUAUUGUCCUCAUCUGAUAUGACUGUGGUUCUGGCGGUGCUCAACCUUCUAUAUGUUUUUAGCAAAAGAUCUAACCACAUAACUCGCCUGAGCAGUGACAAGAAACAAGGCCUGAUUGUCAGACUGACACACUUAGCGGAGAGUUGGGGCGGUAAAGACAAUGGUUUUGGUCUUUCUGAGUGCUGCAGUAAUGACCCAAUCUCCAACUUUCCUACAAGUGCCACAACACUGCAUUUUGAGUUUUAUGUGGACAAUAAGGAGGACAAAGGCAAGAAGAACAAACUGGUCAUAUCUGUCAACAAGAUUACUACUAAAAGCAGUAAGCCUUGA